CAAAAGCUAAUCAGAAGUGGUAUUAUAUUACAGCUGCUUCUAAUUACUGUUUACACACUCUUCAGGGACAUUCCAGUUCCAAAUCCGAUUCAGAACUCGGAAAUUGUGACUUCCGAGUACGAAUGGAACGCACCGUUCAUCCCACGGACCAGAUCAGACCAUCUGGCGGGCCGCGGGCCGCAUGUUUAUCACCCGUGACAUAACGCAAUGGUGGGGAGCAAGCUCUCACCCGAUGGGAAUCGGCUCUUCUGCUCCACUACUAUGGAUCGGCUCUUUUGCACAAGACACAUCCCUUAGCCAGUUGCCUUUCCUCCUGGUUGGCUCCUCUCAUGCGCAACGUAGUUAGCAAAGAGCGCAGAUAGCAAUGCGUUUUCCAUCUCUCAGUUGUCAUAUGUCUUCCUCGGCUGUCGACAUUAAAUGAACUUUAUGUGUCGCCCCGGAGCGGAAAACGUUGAGUCCGUCAUUGGCCAUUGGAUAGAAACUGUUAACGGAGCGGAAGCUUCUUUUCUCCGGGAAGCGGGGCUAACCUUAGCUUGGUAACCUUAGCACCGGAGUCCCUGUCGUCUCCUCUGGCCACGGAAAGGAGCAGCAGAGGGAGGCAGGAGAUAUGUGAGUGUGGGUUAGCAGCCUGGUUUGCGCAUCUAAUCUCGGCGGAUGAGUUUUAACGUGGGUGUGCAGGCAGCUUUUAAGGGGCUCCAUACACCAGCAGCUGUUGGGUACUUUCAGACCCUCCUGUCAGCUAUUCAACAGGUCGUAUCUUAGCCAAGGCAAAGAGUCUGAUUUAGGACGGUUUAUGUGCUCGCGUCACAUCACUGAAACUACCCGAGCAGAGUGGAACUGAGGAGUCCAGCCAGAACGUCGCCACCAUGUUGGAGGAGGACAUGGAAGUGGCCAUCAAAGUGGUCGUGGUCGGCAACGGAGCUGUUGGCAAGUCGAGUAUGAUCCAGCGUUACUGCAAAGGCAUUUUCACUAAGGACUACAAAAAGACCAUUGGAGUGGACUUUCUGGAAAGACAGAUACUAGUAAACGACGAAGACGUGCGACUAAUGCUGUGGGACACUGCUGGACAAGAGGAGUUUGACGCCAUUACCAAGGCGUACUACCGUGGUGCCCAGGCAUGCGUGCUGGUCUUCUCUACCACAGACAGGGAGUCAUUUCAGGCCAUUGACAGCUGGAGGGAGAAGGUGGAAGCCGAGGUCGGAGAUAUUCCCACCGUUCUGGUGCAAAACAAAAUUGACCUCCUUGAAGAGACUGUUAUAAAAAACGAGGAGGCAGAAGCUUUGGCUAAAAGGCUUAAGCUGAGAUUUUACCGUGCUUCAGUGAAAGAGGACCUCAAUGUUAACGAGGUGUUUAAGUACUUAGCUGAGAAAUAUCUUCAGAGACUCAAACAGCAAACAGCAGAGGAGACGGAGGUGGUUCACACAACAAGCAAUAAAAUAGGUGUUUUUAAUACCACGAGUAGUAACGUCUGCAACCAGAGCUCCAGCAACGGCAGAGAGGUCAUCACCCUGCGGCCUAACAAGCAGAGGACCAAGAAGAGUAAAAAUCCUUUUGGGAGCUGCAGCCUACUCUAGAGAAAAGCAUUUCAUUGUAGUGACUGAUUAUUAUUUCUAAUUGGUUGUCGUUGUGUUCCAUGGAGGUAGCCACAGUUAGAGACCAAAGCCCACACAGACUGGGAAACGCUACACUACACUAUACUACUUUAAUAACCCAAAGUUUAAUCUGUAUCUCAAGUUUAUUCUCUCACACCGAUGGUUUUACUUCCUUUGAUUAAGCCUCUGAGCACAAAUUAAUUCUUCGUAGACACUCGGCUUCUCGUUAUAGCUGCCUUAAGAAACAGCUCCAGCUACAGGAAGGUCUUCUCAUGAAUUUAAUGACGCCCCAAACGACUAAAGUUACAUCUUUGAGUGACUUAUUAAAUGUGAUAUAUAUAUAUAACAUGUAACAAGAAAGGCUGCACUCUGAAAACAUUUGUUCUUUCUACAGCCCUUAACCCCUGCGUUUGACACUUCAACUGACUAUAUGUCUGCACGUAUUGUGAAAGAUACACAGAUCAUUUUGUACCAUAUUUUUCUAGCUGUCAAUGGAAUAUGGUUCAAACUAUACCGUCUUAUUGCUCUCAGAUCCAGAGUUAAACCUCUGCGCAUUAAGUAUUUUUGUACGACGCACAACAGUGUUGGUUGGGUGAUAUUUUGUGCCAAAUUCCUUCUCUCUGGAUGUAACAUGGAAUUGAUAGAAUGUGCUCCCAUGUACAGUAUAACCAAAUAUCAAUAACCACUGACAUGUAAAUAGUCCUUUCCGUGUCUUCUUGCACUCUGUUUACUUCGCAGAUUCCUUCUUUGUUUUUUUUUUAAGAGACUAGUUAAAUUAACUCUGCUCUUAAAAUUAGUAAAAGUAAUGUUUUUUGAUUGUUUACAUUUUCCAUAUGUAACCAUUUGUUUACUUUGCUACGUCUUUGCCAGCUCAUUGGUUAACCUCAGAGUAAAGAUACACUACCUACUCCUUUAGAGUCCUCUAUAUUUUCAACUUUUAUGAAAAAUGGUACAAAAAUCUGCUCUUUACUUUCUUUUGGCUCGGCUUGUGAAAUGUAUGUUAUCAGUUUCUACUCUUAAAACGUCAUUCUGCUCUUUCUUUUGAUCAGAGAGAGUGGGAGAAUUGAAGGAGUUUCCAAGCUUGUUGCUCUAAUGUGCCGUUUGUACGGAGGCUUGUAUGUGCCUGAAUAUGCAAGACAAAAUAUGUUUUUUGUUGUUUUUUUUUUGCCUCGUCUGAUUCAAGCCUUUUUAUUUUUUUCCCAAAACUUAUGAGCUGGAGGACAGUGGUUUACCAAGCACAAAGAAACAUGGCGAGGUAAAAUAAAUCUCCUUUUUGAGAUUAUUAAAUAUAAUGAGUAUUUUAUAUGGAAUUAGAAAACGUUUGGGAAUACAUGUGCAUGCAUGGUUUUGUUGUUAAAAAAAAAAAAUCUGAUCUGAUCUGAUGGGACUAAAUUCAUUAUUUCAUUUUUUCUGUUAAAGCUGUUCCCAAAAGGUGCUUUAAAUCUUCCACCAUUGGUACUAAGAUUGUGUCACAUUUCAAGCUUUCUCAUUUCGUUGUAUGGAAACAAAAAAGAGCAAAGAAAAACAUAGAAGUGGUGUAACUGUAACACAUGCAAGCCUUUUUUUUUUUCUUUCCACAUCAGUGAAUGUUCAGCCGCGGCCUCAGUGCCGUCUAUGUUUACAUUCUCCCUCGGUGACAACUGGUAAGCAUUCAGAUCCCUACUCUUGCCAAUUGUCUAAAAUUGGCUGCACGGUAAAUCUGUAAAUAAUUAAUUCUCCAGCAUUCUCUUGUUUGUAACAGUGUGUUCACUUUGCCUUUUUUUUUUGUUUCAUUUUUUGACUGAAUGGAUUUAGCGCACUUUAUCAUUAAGACGACAUGUAAUCUUGAAGAAUCUCUAAGUUAAAAACUAACCAUACUCACAAGUGCUGUCACUCAGGUGUAAUCACGUUUCUGUCUUACUCUUGUUUUUCUCGUUUCAUAAUUCGGUUUUAUUGGAUUAUUAGACAAACGACAGCUUUCAGUAUGACAAGAAUGACACUUGCCGUUUUUACACGUACAAAUGUGUCGCGACCUAAAGUGGCACAAAGCUGUGCACGUGAUGUUACGUUUGGGAGGCAGUGUUCAGUGGCAGUCUCACAUAAAUAAAACUUUACCUUUUA
Molecule: messenger RNA, 3692 nt
Organism: Mugil cephalus (flathead mullet)
Lineage: Eukaryota; Metazoa; Chordata; Actinopteri; Mugiliformes; Mugilidae
Gene: rab23
Product: RAB23, member RAS oncogene family
Exons: 8
Coding region: 867-1574 (235 amino acids)
Molecular function (GO): GTPase activity; GTP binding
Source: RefSeq, a predicted model, not a curated record